Pseudomyrmex gracilis is the source of this 3540-nucleotide messenger RNA. RefSeq lists its product as uncharacterized. The record is from RefSeq and is a predicted model, not a curated record. Gene Ontology annotation, biological process: DNA replication. Gene Ontology annotation, molecular function: DNA-directed DNA polymerase activity; DNA binding; nucleotide binding. NCBI's taxonomy places the organism in Eukaryota, Metazoa, Arthropoda, Insecta, Hymenoptera, Formicidae.
AUGGAGCUGAAUAGUGAAAAACAACAACAACAAUCUAUAUCCAGUUCAAAUUCGCACUCCACCAUCGAACAGCAAAAUAGCAGACGGGGAUUGCUCGCGGAUAUGAAAAACGGUUUUUAUCCGGCUAUUAAAUUAUUUGGAAAUGGAACAAAUACCAUAUGGCUCGAUGCUAAUGCGUGGAAGAAAUUUCAAGACGCCAUGCCGUUAAUAAGUUUGUACCUGGACGGAGGAAGAGCCCGUAGAGACGAAGCGGAGCUUCCUCCUCUUCUUCCUCCUCCUCCUGCUGUUACCCUCGCUGAUUCCGAUGAUGAUGAAGACGUGCGCAUGCUGUUGCACAUACAAUAUGCGCCUGGUAAUAUUAAUGAUCAGCAGCAACAGGCAGAAACGGAAGCGGAAGAAGAACGAGCGUACGAAAUACGUAGAAGUCAAGUGGAGGAAGAACUUGCGGAUAUUUUCGAACGAGAAACGAUCCGCAACUUGUCGGAGAACGACGACGACGACGACGACGGCGGCGACGAAGAUAACGCCGACGAUGAUAGUGAGGAAGACACCGACAACGAUACCGACAACAACGAGAAUGAUGAUGAUGAUGACGACGACAACAACGAGAACGAUGCCAUCGACGAGGACGACGUCGUCGACAACAACGACGACAGUAACAACGAAGUUACUGAUGAUGAAGUCGGUGAUAAUGACGACGACGACGACGACGACGACGAUGAAAACGACGAAGAUUCGUUCGUGGAACUAACGGAAGUGCAAUACGGCGGUGGAGCUGCAAGUGCUGUUGCUGCGCAAGAAGAAGAAGAAGAGGAUAUUAAUAGUAAACAGAUCGUUUCCAACAACAACAACAACAACAAAGAACGCAGCAGCAGCAGUGACGCCGACGACGCUGGCGAACGUUAUACCGGCAGCACCGCCACCGACGAAGACCGCUAUACCGUCAGCACCGCUACCCCCGACAGCGUCGUCAACCCCGACACCGUCAGCAUCGCCGAUAAUGACAACAACAACAAUAACAACAACAACAAUGGCGAACAGGAUGAGACGCUCGAAGGUGGCGAGUCUGUGAAAGUUUACGUGCCGACUCUCUGCGUUGCGCAGCAGAUUUGCGUCACGUGCGCGAAUGAGGACGACAUGACGGUGCGUUGUCGGUGGUGCGGUGUGCGCGAAUUUGUAUUUCGCGAUGAUCCGAUGAAGCAAUUCGUCGAUUUCGCUACGAGAACGACGAAAUGUUUCAAGCAGAUCAUCUGCAUCGCGCACAACGCCAAGGCGUUCGACGUGCAGUUUAUUCUACGUUACAUCGCGGAAAAACGUGUCGAAUUGGAUCCGCGAGUAAUAUUAAACGGGACGAAGAUCGUCGUGUUAACGGUCGGGCGUACGAAAUUUAUCGAUAGCAUUAAUUACAUGCCGAUGCGUUUGUCUGCUUUGUCGAAAGCUUUUGGUUUGCGUAAUGGGGUGGAAAAGGGAUAUUUUCCACAUUUAUUCAACACCCUCGCGAAUCAAACGUACGUCGGACCGUUACCGCCCGUCGAAUAGUACUCGCCGGAUAGUAUGUCCAUCGAAGAGCGCGAGCGGUUUUUGUCGUGGCACGCGGAACAGACGCGCGAGCAAGCAGUUUUUGAUUUUCAACGCGAGAUAGUUCGUUACUGUCGCAACGACGUGGAUAUCUUGCGACGAGCGUGCAUGGCCUUCCGCAAGAUAUUUCUUGAGCGAGGAAACGUAUGUCCGUUCGAAGAAUGCACGACCAUUGCUUCCACGUGUAUGCGAGUUUUUCGCAAAAACUUUCUACGCGCGGAAGAGAUCGGCGUCAUUCCUCGCGAAGGAUAUCGCCUCGCGGACAUGAAAUCUCGCAAGGCUCUGCAGUGGCUGGUAUGGAAAGAACACGUGCUCGGCCACGCCGUGGUUCACGCGGGGCAUGGACGAGAAUAUCGUCUCGCGGAAGUCGGUGGCAUUCCCGUCGAUGAGUAUUACGAGACGGCGAACGGUGAGCGUCACGUGUUGCAAUAUCACGGCUGCUUUUGGCACGGCUGUCCCGCGGGUUUUAAAACAGAGCGAGACAAGCGUCUCUGUACGGAGAAUAGCAAAGUUCACGAUACGAUGAACUCGCGAUACGAACGCACGCUGACAACGUCAUGGCGUCUUCGCAAGCUGGGCUACAUUGUGACGGAGAAAUGGGAGUGCGCUUUUGAUCGCGAUAUGCGGAAAAAUCGGAAAAUACGAGCAUAUGUAGAACAACAUUCGAUGCUCGCGACUGAACCGCUUGCACCUCGCGACGCGUUUUUCGGCGGACGAACGGGAAACAUCGCGAUUAGUCGCGAAGUUACGGGUACGGAGAAGAUACGUUACGUAGACGUGUGUUCUCUGUAUCCUUACGUAUUGAAAACCGGUGCUUUCCCGAUUGGUCAUCCGAAAAUUCUUGUCGGACAAAAAGAGUGCGCCUCGCUCAUCGGAGCGAUGCCCGGUGUCGAUUUUUCCGCGGUCAAAGGACUUGUGCGCUGCAGAGUGCUCCCCCCGCGCAAUCUUUUUCAUCCUGUACUCCCGUACCGCGUGCAGGGCAAACUGCUGUUUGCCUUGUGUCGCAGUUGCUGCGAACGCUUCUCGCAGACUUUGUGCUUGCACGAUAAUCCGCGCGAUCGCGAAUUCGAGGCCGUAUGGGUAUUGUGCAAAUUACGCAAAGCUGUGGAGAAGGGUUAUUUCGUGACCGCGGUGAGCGAGAUAUGGCAAUACGAGAUGAGCCGAUACGACCCCGGUACGCGUCAAGGAGGAUUAUUCUCCGAAUAUAUAAAUUGCUUCCUUAAACUGAAGCAAGAGGCGAGCGGAUGGCCGAGCGAAUGCGUAGAUGAAGAAUCUAAAGAGCGAUAUCUUCGAGAAUACGAAGCAAUUGAGGGUAUCGCUCUGGAUAGAGAAAACAUCGUUUUCAAUCCAGGUUUACGUUCGGUCGCGAAGCUCUGCCUAAAUUCGUUUUGGGGAAAAUUUGGCCAACGAUCGAACCUAACGAGUACCGAGGUGGUGAAGUCGCAGGAGCGUCUCGUAUCGCUAUUGUCGAGUCCCGAGCACGAGGUAACCGAUAUAUUACCCGUGAAUGACGAAGUAAUAUAUGUUUCGUGGCGAUUGCGAGACGAGGCGGUCGUACCCUCUCCGAUUACCAAUGUGGUAAUAGCGGCGUACACGACGGCACAGGCGCGAUUGAAACUGUACGAAUAUUUAGAACGUUUAGGCGAGCGCGUUCUUUAUUACGAUACAGAUUCGUGUAUUUACGUGAGCAGCAGCAGCAGCAGCAGCAGCAGCGGCGAUGAACCCGACGGCGAAUACGAACCGCGUACGGGAAAUUUUCUGGGCGAUAUAACGGACGAACUCGAAGGCUACGGACGCGGUAGUUACAUCGAGUCGUUUGUAUCCGGUGGCCCGAAAGUUUACGCGUACGUAAUUUGUACUCCGGACGGUAGCGCGUGGGAGAGCUAUUUGUCGUACCGCGUUUCACGAAGUUGUGACGCGGGACGAAUCAAAAACCUGCUCGCCGGUUUUGCUGAAGCGUAG